AUGGAUCCUACUUGUGGUUUGGUUGAGAAGGUUCGAGACUUCGUGCUCGACCUAAUUUGGGAGCAGCUUCUUUAUCUCAUUCACUAUCACAGAAACAUUGAGGAGCUCAAUGAACGACUUGUGGAUCUCACACUUAAAAGGAACUCCAUAGAGCAUCAAGUAGAUGUGGCUAAAAACAAUGUAGAACAAAUUGAAGAGGAAGUUCUUCGUUGGUUGCACAAAGUACAUGAGAUAUCAGAGCAAGCACAACAGUUAACCAAAGAGAGUCAAGCAAAAACAGAGUGUAGUAUAACUUCAUGUCCCAACCCACGGCUACGCUCUAAGCUGAGCAAAAGAGCAGAGGCAGUGACCCAACAAGUUGUUGAAAUUUGUAGAAACGGAAACUUUAACAGAGUUUCAUAUCGUGUUCCUCCCCAGUCUAUGCUAGAGUUAACCAACACAGAAAGCAAUGAAGGGAUUGGUUCAAGAGUGCUGAUUAUGAAUCAAAUUAUGGAGGCAUUGCGGAAUCCAAGUGUUAAUAUGAUCGGAUUGUGCGGGCCUGGUGGCGUUUGCAAGACCACUAUAGCUAAAGAGGUAGCAAAGGAGGUAAAGAAUCAAAACAUAUUUGAAAAGGUAAUAAUGGCAACUGUUUCUGAAGAACUGAACGUUGAGAAGAUUCAAGACCAGAUUGCUGAGAAGCUGGGUAUGCAACUUAAUGAAAAAACUGAAGACGUCAGAACUUCUAAGCUAUCUGAGAGGCUGAACCAAGAGAACAAUAUGCUCCUAAUAUUGGAUAAUCUUUGGCAGGAACUUGAUUUGGGCAAAGUAGGAAUUCCCUUUGUUGAUGUUGACAAUUAUAGCAAAAAGAAUGAAGGUCGCAAAAUUUUACUAACUUCAAGGAACAAAACGCUGUUGUCAGAUCUCAUGAAAUGUCAAAAAAUUAUCGAUGUAGGUGUUUUGUUAGAGGAUGAAGCAUGGGAGUUAUUCAAGAGGAUUGCUGAACUUUCUCUUGACUCAAGCAGUCCUGAGAUGAUAUCUAUAGCCACUGAUAUUGUUCGAAAGUGUGGUGGCCUGCCGCUUGCGAUUGCUACAGCUGCCAAAGCGUUGAGGAAAAAAGGUCUUAAUGAGUGGGAAAAUGCUCGUGCUCGAUUGAAUAAUCCUUUAGGGAGAAACAUCACAGGGAUUAAAGAGGUGGAUCCCAUUGUGAGGUUGAGCUACGAUCGUCUAAGCUCAGAGAAUAAAAAUAUUUUCUUGCUGACUGCCAUGUUAUCCCAUGAUCCCUCAAUUGAAGACCUAUUCAUGCACUCUGUGGGGUUAGGCAUUUUUCAAGGCAUAGAGAACAUGGAACAAGCCUAUGUUGAAACCUCUGUUGCUGUAAGUAAGCUAAAAUCAUUAAACUUAUUUCUUGAUAGCAUUUCUAGUCAUCAUGUUACAAUCCAUGACGUCUUUCAAGAUAUUGCAUUAUCGAUUGCAUCCGAUCAAUUACAUGCAUUGAUUUUGAGGCAUAAAAGCUUGAAAGAAUGGCCAGAUGAAGAUGAGCUAGAAGGCUGCAAGGGAAUUUGCUUGGAAGAAAGUGACAUCAGUGUUGACCGUACAGAAGAGUUGCAUGCUCCAACAUUAGAAUUCUUUCUACUGCACAACACAAAACAACAUGACUUGACCAUACCCAGCAUGUUUUUCAAAUCUUCAAAGAAGCUAAAACUGUUGGCAUUUACUGAUGUGCGUUUUUCAUCACUACCAUCACUCAGUUUCCUACUAAAACUAAACACAUUGUGUCUGCACUCUUGUUUGCUAGAAGAUAUAACUGAAGUCACAAGGUUGAAGAAUUUAAAAGUGUUAAGUCUUGCUUACUCUGAAAUUGAAUGGCUACCAAUUCAAUUAGCAGAGUUGACUUCUUUACAAAUGUUGAAUUUGUCCCAUUGCUCCAAGCUCAAAGUGAUUCCCCCAAAACUUCUAUCUAGCUUGAAAAAAUUGGAAGUGUUGUACAUGGGAAACAGCUUUAACCAGUGGAAAAUUGAAGGAUCUAGUGAAGCUAAUGAAAACGCAAGUCUUCAAGAGUUAAAGGAUUUGCCAAUCUCUUCUCUCGAUAUUCAUAUUCCUAAUGUCUCUAUGUUGCCGGAGGCUUUGUUCUUAGACUUGAAUUUGAAGAGAUAUAGAAUAUUCAUUGGAGAGCAUUGGAAACGGCAAGACAAUUGGAAAUGGCAAGACAAUUAUGAAACUUCGAAGAUAUUGAAACUUGAGCUAGAGGGUAGUAUCCAUUUGAAGCGUGGGGUUCAGAAGUUGAUGAAAGGAGCUGAAGAUUUGUAUUUAUAUGGAUCUAAUGGGCUUGAAAAUGUUCUUCCCUGUCAUGAUGGAAGAGCAUUUCCACAUUUAAGGCAUCUUCAGAUUGAAAGUGAUGAUACUAUUAGAUACAUUGUUUUGAACUCAGCGCAACAUGAAGCUGCAACAAAUAACAUAUCCAACAAAAUGUCUGAGUUACUUUUCAACAAGGUGUUACUUCCAAAAUUGGAGAGGUUGGAAUUGUCCAAUUCAAUCAAUUUGAUUCCAAUGGUGUGGGACGACCAACUUUCACACACCUCAUUUAGCAAUUUGAAAAUAUUGAUUGUGAAAAACUGUGGCUUUGUGAAAUUGGUGUCCCUUCGUGUGCUGAAAUCUUUAAACAACUUGGAGGAACUAGAAGUUAGGGAGUGUAACAUGUUGGAGUUGGUGUUUGAUUUUGAAGAUUUGAAUGAUUAUAAAGGGGAGGCGGAGUUGUCAUCAAUGAUUGUGCCGCUGAAAAAGUUAACGUUAUGUGGAUUGCAAAAAUUGAAGAAUGUAUGGAGCAAUCAUUAUGAAGGAGAUGUCUCCUUCCCAAGUCUAAGGAGCGUGCGUGUGUCCGCUUGUAAAAGCCUCACAAGUUUGUUUCCUGCAUCUAUAGCCAAGGGCAUGCUUCGUGAUCUUGAAUAUCUUCAGAUAGAAGAUUGUGGUAUAGAGGCAAUUGUUGCAAAAGAUCAAGUUUCAGAAUCUGUUGCUACUGUGUUAGAGUUUUCUAGGCUGACUUCCCUUGAGCUUUCUUGGCUUCAAAAUUUGAAGAGCUUCUAUCCACAGAGACACACAUUAGAAUGGCCACAACUUCAACAGUUAGAUGUUACAUAUUGUGAUGAAUUAGAGAUAUUUGAAAAGGAAGUCUCAAGUUCACUAGAAAUACAUGAGGAAGAGAGCACAUUAGCCUCAAAAUAUCCUCUACUGUCCCAUGACAAGGUCACUCAUAAUUUGGAGGAGUUGACAUUACGGGGUAAAGGAGUUGAGAUGAUAGGGAGUGGCCAGCUUUCAACGUACCGCUUCCCCAAAGUAAAGCUGCUUAGUCUAGAUGUUGGUUAUGAUGAAGCAACGACUAUUUCAUACAAAUUGUUGUUGAAAAGCUUUCCAAAUUUAGAGGAGCUGACACUGCGGGGUCAAAUUAAAAAGGCUUCUGGGGGGGAUGAUGUUCCUCUUCCAAUAAAAUUGACUCGACAGUAUUUACAGUAUCACAAGCUUGGUGCCACUCUUAGUUUCUUCACCAAAUCUCACACAUCUGCACGUGGAAUGGAAGGAGAGGAUGAUGACGAUGAGGAAGUCGUUUUCAGCAAGUUGCAGCAUUUGAAAGUUGAACGGUUACCAGAAUUGAAGAGAUUUUGCCGCUACAAUUACACUUUCAGAUUUCCGUUAUUGGAUCAGCUGAUCAUAACGGAAUGUCCAAGAUUCAAAGUAUUCUCUCCAGGACUCAUUGAUACACCAUCUCUUAAAAGCAUUCAAGUGUCACAAAAAAUGGGGGAGAAACAUCAUGAAAUAUGGGACACCAGUCUUAACAAAACAUUCGACCAACAGAUAUUUGUGGCAUUAAGAGAGAUGGUGUUAGAUGAGGAUGAUGUUAGCAUGAUAAGGAAUGACCAAUUUCCAGCGGAUUGUUUUGCUCAAAUGGAAAUUCUGGGCAUAGUAGGAUUUAAUGAUGAAGGGGCAGCAUUUCCGCAUACAUUGCUUGAAAGAUUUCCGCGGCUGACUGAACUUCGUGUGAAGGAUAGUUCUUUCGAGGAGAUAUUCCCAUCACCUGUUGUUCAUCAAAUUCAACAACUUCAUAAUUUGACAGUGUUGAAGGUGUUCCAAUGUCAUCAACUCAUCUAUUUAAUGACAAAUUCAGCCGCCAAAAGUUUGGUGAAUCUUGAAACGUUGGAAAUAGAUGAUUGCAAAAAGAUGGAGAAAAUUGUAAAGAAUGAGAAUAAUGACGAUGUGGAAGGUGGAAUCACGUUCAGUGCGUUAAGAAGAUUAAAACGCAGUAGUCUACCAAGACUGAAAGCGGAAGAGCAUAAAACGGAUUUCAACAUUGAAGACCCAGCAACAAAUAAUCAUAAGGUGUCAUUCCCAGAGUUAGAGAUAUUAGAGUUAUCCUAUUUAAACAGUUUGAUUCCACGGAUAUGGGAUGACAAACUUCCACACCACUCAUUGAGCAACUUGAAAACAUUGACUGUGAGCUGUUGUGGCUUUGUGAAAUUGGUGCCACUUCAUGUGCUGAAAUCUUUAAACAACUUACAAGAACUGGAAGUCAGGGGCUGCAACAUGUUAGAGACGGUGUUUGAUUUUGAAGAUUUAAAUGAUUAUAAAGAGAUGGUGUCAUCAUCAGUGAUCGUGCCAUUGAAAAAGUUAAGGCUAUGGUAUUUGCCAAAAUUGAAGAAUGUAUUGGGCAAUAAUGACCGCCAAGGAGAAAUAAACUUAGUUUCUUCACUAGAUGGUUCAUGCCAUCAAAUAGAAGAACUUAUAACGAAACAGAAAAAAGAGGACAAUGAGGACAAGAAAAUCAUUUUCAGCAAACUGGAGUUUUUGGAACUUGAUGAAUUACCAAGGUUGAAGAGAUUUUGCAGCCAAAAUUAUACUUUCCAGUUUCCAUUAUUACAACAUGCAAUCGUAUCAGAGUGCCCUCAACUCACAAUAUUCUGUUCUGGAGCCAUUCAUGCUCGCUACUUCAAAAGGUUCAAGCGACGACUCCAUAUGGACCUCACAUAG
Molecule: messenger RNA, 4995 nt
Organism: Neltuma alba
Lineage: Eukaryota; Viridiplantae; Streptophyta; Magnoliopsida; Fabales; Fabaceae
Product: disease resistance protein At4g27190-like
Exons: 7
Coding region: 1-4995 (1664 amino acids)
Molecular function (GO): ADP binding
Source: RefSeq, a predicted model, not a curated record